AUGAAGUCUUUUCCACUAAACCCUCUUGCUUUUGCUUUUGCCUGUAGUAUUGUUCUAUCUUCGUCUCUAUUUUGGGCAGCUUCUGCUCACAAACAUGAAGGUUUCCUUCAAUGUCUCACUCGUCACUCUCCAAGUAAUAACUCUAUUUCCAAAUUCAUUUACACUCCUGCCAACUUCUCCUACUCUUCUAUUUUGAAUUUCUCCAUCCAAAACCUCAGAUUCUCGACCGCUGAAACUCCAAAGCCACUCCUAGUUAUAGCACCCUCACAUAUUUCCCACAUUCAGGCAGCCGUCAUUUGCUCCAAAACUCAUGGCCUACAAAUCCGAACUCGAAGCGGCGGCCAUGACUUCGAGGGUCUUUCUUAUGUCUCCCACCUCCCUUUCAUUGUCCUCGAUCUAAUUCAUCUCAGAUCCAUCACAAUCGACGCCAAAAACAGCACGGCAUGGGUUCAGUCCGGUGCAACUCUAGGUGAACUUUAUUACAGAAUUGCCCAAAAAAGUCAAACCCUGGCUUUUCCGGCAGGUUCUUGUCCAACUGUGGGGGUUGGUGGGCACUUGAGUGGCGGUGGAUACGGGUAUUUGAUUAGAAAAUAUGGUCUUGCUGCUGAUCACGUGAUCGACGCUCACUUGGUUGAUGCUAAUGGGAGGAUUCUUAAUCGAGAAUCGAUGGAAGAUGAUCUGUUUUGGACCAUUAGAGGUGGCGGUGGAGGGAGCUUCGGAAUCGUGGUGGCUUGGAAGUUGAGGCUGGUUCCGGUUCCGACGACUCUAACAACUUGCACAGUUAACAGAACUUUGGACAGAGAUGGAGUCAAGUUAAUCCAUCGGUGGCAAUACGUGGCUCACAAAUUGGAGGACAAUCUAUUGCUGGGGAUCAGUUUGACUGGUGGGCAUAUUUUAACACAACAAGGAGGCAAAACAAACCCAGUAGCUUCAUUUCCCACUUAUUUUCUUGGAAAGGUAGAUGAGCUUGUGGCAAUCGUGAACACAACUUUUCCCGAAUUAGGUUUGACAAAAGAAGAUUGCAUAGAAACGAGUUGGAUCGAAUCGACCCUCAUCACAGCUGGGUUUUCAGCUGGAGAAUCCCUUGAAACUUUGCUCUAUAGAAGACCUCUCGUCAACAUAAGUACCAAAAUCAAAUCUGACUAUGUCAAGGAGCCCAUUUCUGAGGCUAUAUUCAAGGGCAUAUGGGAAAGAUUAAACACUCAAGAUAUAGAACUAGCACAAGUUAUGUUUGUUCCAUACGGGGGGAGAAUGAGUGAGUUUUCCGAGUCAGAAACUCCUUAUCCACAUAGAGCUGAAAACAUGUACAAAAUGGGUUAUAUCGUCAAGUGGGAAGAACAAAGUGCCAAAGCAGAGAAAAGACACUUAAAUUGGGUGCGAGAGAUUUAUGAUUAUAUGGCUCCUUAUGUCACAAAAUCGCCGAGAGCUGCGUAUGUCAAUUACAGAGAUCUUGACAUUGGAAGAAACAACGAGUAUGAAAAGACAAACUACGAGCGAGCUAAAGUUUGGGGGUUGAAGUAUUUUGGAAAGAAUUUCAACCGACUCGUACAAGUUAAAACUAGGGUUGAUCCUAGUGAUUUUUUUAGACACGAGCAAAGCAUACCCACCUUCUCAAGCGAAUAUAGUGUUUGGUGAAAACUUGACAUAGCUAAUUUUAUGAGUGUUUAAAGAUCUGUCAACCCAAAAUUAGGGCUAAGAAAUAUUAUAAAUAAAUUUAUAUAUCCCUUUUU
This is a messenger RNA of Momordica charantia (bitter melon), 1730 nucleotides long. RefSeq names its product tetrahydroberberine oxidase-like. Lineage: Eukaryota; Viridiplantae; Streptophyta; Magnoliopsida; Cucurbitales; Cucurbitaceae. Gene Ontology annotation, molecular function: FAD binding; oxidoreductase activity. The record is from RefSeq and is a predicted model, not a curated record.